Molecule: messenger RNA, 1113 nt
Organism: Papilio machaon (common yellow swallowtail)
Lineage: Eukaryota; Metazoa; Arthropoda; Insecta; Lepidoptera; Papilionidae
Product: androgen-dependent TFPI-regulating protein
Exons: 4
Coding region: 192-935 (247 amino acids)
Cellular component (GO): membrane; endomembrane system
Source: RefSeq, a predicted model, not a curated record
UUUAAUAUAUAAUUUUCUGUUUUAUAUUAUAAUAGGAAAUACAUAUAAUAAUAAUGUAAAGUCUGAAUAAACCGGAUUAUUUCUACAUAGGACGGAGCAUAAAUGUGUCGGUUACAAAAGCUUACGCUGAGUUCCUCUUACGCAUUUCUUGCAACCAAACGUAAAACGCGGCAGUGCGGUGGCGCCACACAAUGUUUAACUUACAAAAUAUUUUUUUAAGAAAUAGUCAACUGUUCCUUAAAACGAGGUUGUUUAUAUACUGUUUGACGUACGCCCAUCUCAAUAUAAUGUCUGUGGUUUUAUUAAACAAGGAUUUUGCGACUUCCAAUGAUCCAGAUCUCAAAGUUUAUUUGACACUUAAGUGGAAAUUGAUUACAACAUGGUUCAAUAUUUUGACGAUACCGUACAUUCCAAUUUGCGUGUACUGCGACUGGCGCGAACUGAAAAGAAAAGCCGACCGCCCCGUGCCGCCAAACGUAGAAAAAUUGAAAAAUAUUCGUGACUUUUACUUUACAAAUCUCAUCUUGCCAGCUACAUUGUAUGCGGACGUACUAUUCUGGAACUUAUGGAACACGGACAGAAAGCUACUGAUGCCACUGUCAGUUGACAAGUACGUGUCGGUGUGGGAACAGCAUAGUAUGCACACCGCUUCUUUGGUCUUUGUCAUAUUCGAUUUAGUACUAGUGCCGCGGCAAAGACCAAAGACAUAUAAAUGGGGUGUCAUACUUCUAUCAUUAUAUCUGACCAGCUAUAUUUUAGUGUGUCUGACGAGUUUAUUGAAAGGAGAAUACGUCUAUCCAGGGCUGAAAUCAUUUACAACAUUUAAAUUUGUCGUAUUGACCAUACAUAUGUUUAUUGGUCACAUGUUCUACUAUACUGGACAAUGGGUUGUCAUCGACUUACUCUGGGGUCAGAGUAACAAGAAGAUAGCAUGAGGUUUCUUAACAGAAACAUCAAAAAAAAUGUUCACCUGUUUAAAUCUUAGACUACAUGUGCUGUCGUCACUAUUUAUUUUAGAUAGUCAUUUCCAAGGUACAACUUUAGGAAAUUGGUAAGAACAAGCAAACAAAACAGUUUUGAAAGCAUUUAAUAUUCCUAAAAUUUGUUAUCAAA